AUGGCCCAGUUCAGUAAAGAAGAGCUUUCUUUUGUUGAGGAUCUUCCUAAGCAUGUGGAGAUAGAGUGUCCAGUUUGUCUUAAUAUCUUGACAGAUCCUCAUCUGGUGAGCUGCUGUGGACAUAAUUUCUGUGGGUCUUGUAUUGAGAGAGUAAAAGCUAGUAAUGGAUCCUGUCCUAUGUGUAAAGAGAAGGAAUAUCAAGCAAUACCUGACAAGAAGUGUUCACGCAUUAUCAAUGGAUUGGAGGUCUACUGCAGUAAUAAGGAGAAAGGAUGUGAAUGGAAAGGAGAUUUGAAGAAUAUGUCUACUCAUCUUAAUAAAGAGAAGAGAGAAGGAGAAUGUCAAUAUGAAGAAGUAAAGUGUCGAUAUGAAAAAUGUCAAAAGGGAAAGCAGCGUAGAUAUCUUAAGUAUCAUGAAUAUAGAGAAUGUCCUCAUCGCUUAGUUCUGUGCCCGUACUGCAGUAGUAAAGAUGUAGUCUCACUGCUCAUAUCAAUGAGUGUCCAUUAG
Amphimedon queenslandica is the source of this 507-nucleotide messenger RNA. Its product is annotated as TNF receptor-associated factor 5-like. NCBI's taxonomy places the organism in Eukaryota, Metazoa, Porifera, Demospongiae, Haplosclerida, Niphatidae. The coding region runs from base 1 to 507 and encodes 168 amino acids. Gene Ontology annotation, molecular function: zinc ion binding. Gene Ontology annotation, cellular component: plasma membrane signaling receptor complex. The record is from RefSeq and is a predicted model, not a curated record. The transcript is spliced from 2 exons. Gene Ontology annotation, biological process: regulation of canonical NF-kappaB signal transduction.